Quercus lobata is the source of this 1715-nucleotide messenger RNA. RefSeq names its product SNF1-related protein kinase regulatory subunit gamma 1 (gene KING1). The transcript has 6 exons. The coding region runs from base 282 to 1538 and encodes 418 amino acids. NCBI's taxonomy places the organism in Eukaryota, Viridiplantae, Streptophyta, Magnoliopsida, Fagales, Fagaceae. The record is from RefSeq and is a predicted model, not a curated record.
CCAUGUACCUAAUCCAAAUCUCCCAACUCCCAACGUGUACACAGAAACUCACAUCGUGCAAAAAAACUUCAUUCAAAGUAAACAACUUCAAAGGCCCAGAUUAAUAGCUGUGUUUGAUACAUGUCAUGUCGGUCUGUUCCUAUAUUUCGUAGUUUAUUUAUGUUAUAAAGAUCCUGCGCUUGUCGGGUCUGAGUGCUGAGAGAGAGACAAUAAUUGAGACUUUGAGUUUUACAGAAGAGAGAGUUUGAGAGUGAGAGAAAGAAAGAAAGAGAGAGAUUUGGAUGAUGGGAACGAUGGAAGGGAGUCCAAGGAGUGGGUUGUCGAGUCCAGAAGCUAAGUUGGGGAUGAGAGUGGAGGAUUUGUGGGACAUAAUGGAGCCACAGCUGAGUCCUACUGAGAAACUUAAUGCUUGCUUUGAGAGCAUCCCUGUUUCUGCUUUCCCUCCAGCUCCUUCUAAUCAAGCUAUUGAGAUAAAAUCAGACGCCAGUUUAGGUGAAGCUGUUCAAAUACUGGCCCAACACAAAAUUCUUAGUGCCCCAGUGGUGGAUGUUGAUGCCCCUGAGGAUGCUAGCUGGAUUGAUAGAUACAUUGGCAUUGUUGAGUUUGCGGGAAUUGUUUUUUGGCUUCUGUGUCAGUCUGAACCACCGUCUCCUAGGAGUCCAUCCAGUGCAACUGCUCUUGCAGCAGCAACUAAUGGAGUGAAUGCUGAAUUUGAGUUCCUAGGCGCUGAAUCUGCUGCAUCAACUAAUGGAAAUUUUUUUGAAGCUCUGACUUCUUCUGACUUUUAUAAGAACACAAAGGUUCGAGACAUCUCUGGGUCAUUCCGCUGGGCCCCAUUUCUUGCUUUGCAAACAUCCAACUCAUUUCUGACUAUGCUCUUGCUGCUUUCAAAGUACAAAAUGAAAAGUGUUCCUGUGGUUGAUUUGGGGGAAGGUAAAAUUGAAAACAUCAUCACACAAUCUGCUGUCAUUCAUAUGCUAGCAGAAUGUGCUGGACUUCAGUGGUUUGAAAGUUGGGGAACCAAGAGAUUAUCUGAGCUUGGACUUCCAGUGAUGACACCAAAUCAUCUUAUCAAGGUCCAUGAGGAUGAGCCGGUGCUCCAGGCAUUCAAGCUGAUGAGGAAAAAGAGGAUUGGAGGGAUUCCUGUUAUCGAAAAGGGUAGCAGCAGGGCAGUGGGUAAUAUAAGCUUAAGAGAUGUUCAGUUCUUGCUAACUGCUCCAGAAAUCUACCAUGAUUAUAGAUCUAUCACGGCAAAGAACUUCCUGACAGCCGUUAGAAGCUACUUAGAGAAAAAUCAUGAGAACUGCCCAUUAGUGACUGGCAUGGUCACAUGCAAAAGGGACCACACAAUGAAAGAAUUGAUUCAGCUGCUUGAUUCUGAGAAGAUUCACCGGAUAUAUGUUGUCGAUAAUGAUGGGAAUCUGGAGGGAGUUAUCACACUGAGAGACAUUAUCUCAAAGCUAGUACAUGAGCCCCGUGGCUACUUUGGCGAUUUCUUUGAUGGUGUUCUGCCACUGCCCCAAAACAGCAGGGUUUAACAUCAAGAAUAGCAUCGAUUGACACCUUUUUUGCUAGUUUUGUUUUCUUGUAAUGAAUCUAAUGAUCUCUCCUUGUCCUACGGUUUCUUGUUGAUGAGUUGAUUAUGUUGAUUGUAACAUAGGCAAGCACUUGUAAUUAAUUUUAACCCAGUGUAACUGAGUUAACUUUUCUGUAUA